AUGAAUAAGCUGAUUAUCGUCGAAGAUUCUCCAUUUGAAGAGGAUUUAUCAUCUGAUUCUGAAAUAUCUUCUGAUGAUAAGAUUACGAUGGCAGAUUCUAAACUUGAUAAUGAAUCUGAAAAUACGUUAAAAAAGCUGCUUUCCAAAAGUCAUGUUGAUAUUGAUUCACCAUCUACAGAGCCAGAAAUAGAAAGUGAUUUUGAUAAUAAAAUUGAAUUAUUAAAGUUAAUUCUGUUUAUAGAAAAAAAACUUCAAGAUGAGAUUCUAUUACCUAAACAAAAAUGGCGAUUAGGAGCUGUACUUUAA
Funneliformis caledonium is the source of this 306-nucleotide messenger RNA. The record is from the annotation of a GenBank genome assembly. NCBI's taxonomy places the organism in Eukaryota, Fungi, Glomeromycota, Glomeromycetes, Glomerales, Glomeraceae.